Molecule: messenger RNA, 2151 nt
Organism: Nycticebus coucang (slow loris)
Lineage: Eukaryota; Metazoa; Chordata; Mammalia; Primates; Lorisidae
Gene: AK8
Product: adenylate kinase 8
Exons: 10
Coding region: 865-1959 (364 amino acids)
Biological process (GO): nucleoside triphosphate biosynthetic process
Cellular component (GO): cytoplasm
Molecular function (GO): ATP binding; nucleoside diphosphate kinase activity; AMP kinase activity
Source: RefSeq, a predicted model, not a curated record
CAGGUGUCUGGCAGCCCCAAGCCAGCGGGCUCCGGCCAGGCCUGCAUGUGCUCUGCUCUGCUCUUGCCUCUGCUCUUUCCUGUCUGUAUAUCCCUGGGGAAGAGGCCUCACCUCUCUAAGGCUCAGUGUCCUCCUCUAUAGAGCAAGUGCAGGGCACCCAGACUUGAUAUAAAAGCUGAGUGAAGUCAUGUGUGCCUGGUGCUUGGCACAUGGUGCACACUCAGCAAGCCCAGCUGCCCUCGUGAGUGGACAAGGCGUCGGCAGCUCCGCUAACCCAGCCAGCAGCAUAGCUUCCUGCAGCCUGGACACUAUGGAGCUGGGGCCACGGUCUGCUGAUUGAUGCCAACUGGCUCCCCCCCCCCCCAUUUUACCAUUUGCCCAUUUCUGUGAUGUAAUCGCUCCCACCAUGGCCCAUCCCAGAUUCCCAGUGUGGAGUCCCUGAUCAUGGAGUAGAGAGAGGUCACGGGCUCCCUCCCACAUGUCACUGUCUGGGCUGCAGAGACAGGAAGAUACACAACCCACUGGGGACACAGACGCACUGGCCAUGUGGUUAGUGCCAGAGCAAGUUUGCCAUCCAGGAUUAUGGAGCAUGGGAGGCAUCACCCAGCCCGGGCUUGGGGCUGCAGCUGAGGGCACGCGGGAGCCAUUCCAGGCAUGGUGGCAGGACCACAGAAGGGAGUACAUGUGGUGGGAGGGACCAUCAGAGAGGUGCUGGUGGGGGGUUCAAGGCAGAGGGUGAGGCAGCAGAGACUGGAGGAGGGGUGAGGCCAGGUAGGUAGUCUGGGCUGCUUAGAGACAGAGCAGCUCCAAGAUGAAGUUCAGACCCUCUUCUUGUGUUGUCUUUUCCUUUAGACGGUUCCCAGCAUGUUACUCGUCAAACUGAUCGAGGGACGCCUGGCUGAGGAGGACUGCAUCAGACGGGGCUGGAUCCUGGACGGCAUCCCUGAGACCCGGGAGCAGGCGCUGAUAAUCCAGAGCCGAGGGAUCAUCCCCAGGCAUGUCAUCUUGCUGAGUGCUCUAGACACGGUCCUGAUGGAGAGGAACUUGGGGAAGAGAAUCGAUCCUCAUACUGGAGAGAUUUACCACACCACCUUCGACUGGCCCCCUCAGUCUGAAAUCCAGAGCCGCCUGAUGGUGCCAAGCGGCAUCUCGGAGAUGGAGACGGCCCGGAGACUGCUGGAGUACCACAGGAACAUCGUCAGGAUCCUCCCUUCUUACCCCAAAAUCCUGAAGGUCAUCAGUGCUGACCAGCCGUGUGUGGACGUCUUCUACCAGGCUCUGACCUACGUUCAGACCAACCAUCGAUCCAAUGCCCCGUUCACCCCCAAGGUGCUGCUGUGUGGGCCCUUGGGCAGUGGGAAAAGUCUGCAGGCCGCCCUCCUGGCCCAGAAAUACAGCCUUGUCAACGUCUGCUGUGGGCAACUGCUGAAAGAGGCCGUGGCAGACCAGACGAAAUUUGGGGAGCUCAUCCGGCCCUUUUUUGAAAAGAAGAUGGCAGUCCCCGACAGCCUCGUCACGAAGGUGCUGAGCCAGCGCCUGGACCAACAGGACUGCAUUCAGCGAGGGUGGGUGCUGCACGGCUUCCCGCGAGACCUGGACCAGGCGCACCUGCUGAACAGCCUAGGCUACUCUCCCAACAGGGUGUUUUUCCUGAAUGUGCCCUUUGACUCUAUCAUUGAGCGACUAACUCUGAGAAGAACUGAUCCAGUUACCGGAGAAAGGUACCACCUCAUGUACAAGCCACCUCCGACCAUAGAGAUCCAGGCUCGUCUCAUGCAGAACCCAAAGGAUUCUGAAGAGCAGGUCAGGCUCAAAAUGGAUCUGUACUACAGGAACUCUGCGGAUCUGGAGCAGUUCUAUGGGCAGGCCCUCACCCUCAACGGGGACCAGGACCCGUACACAGUCUUCGAAUACAUAGAGAGUGGGAUCACUAAUCCCCUGCCCCAAAGAGUCUCCUGAUGGGUUCCGAGCAUUCCCCAAGGAGACAAGUUAACCCACCACAUCCCCGCUCUCUACCAAUCUCUACCAGACCAAUAAAGAGUGCUGGGUACAUUCUCAUGUGUCCUAAAGGUGAGGUAGCCGGAAGGUGGGCUUGUUUUGGGAUCUGGGAACACAGGACAGGUGAUGCCCAGGGAGGUGCUAAGGUAGAGA